Coregonus sp. 'balchen' is the source of this 3965-nucleotide messenger RNA. NCBI's taxonomy places the organism in Eukaryota, Metazoa, Chordata, Actinopteri, Salmoniformes, Salmonidae. The record is from the annotation of a GenBank genome assembly.
AUGAAGCGUAUUAAUGCCAGAGGGAUAGAGGAGACCUAUUUUUGGGGAGCACAAAAGACUCUAGACACACUGAGAGACAUGGAAGACCUCCCUUGUUACAAGAAUGUUCAGAAAGACAUCCCACAGCCCACUGAUAUUGAGUUUCACAUAUCCAGUGUGACCCAUGUCACCACAAAGUCUGGUCUUGAUGGAAUCUUGGAUUCAGGUGGAUUUAAGGGUGGGGAGAAGAGCCUCCUGUGGUGGGGUCUAGCCAUCGACCAUGAUGAUAUCAGAGUUGCAGAAGACCGUUACCUGGAGAAGAUCUUCCCAGACAGAACACCUGAACAGAGACAGAUGCAGAAACCUUUCCUAAGCAAGUUCUGCACCUCACCUGCCUUCAGGAAGGCAUCACGUUAUGGGAACUUCAGGUUUACUUUCAGUCUGUCUGAUCUCCUUAAGAUGUACAGUCAGCAGAUAUGUGGUGGAGAAGAGCCUGUCCUGAGAGUGUAUGGAACUACUGUCUACAAACAAGAGAUCAUGUACACAGUGCUUGUUCACAGUCCAGGUGUACGGGAAUUGGAGAAGUACCCAGUUCUUAAUAAUGGUGGAGAUGUUUUUAUAUACCAAGAGGGGACAAUGGUCUGGCGUGCACAAGCAGUGUCUGAAACCCAUGCGUUUCAGCCGGUAAUACAUAGGCCACAGGUGGUCGAAGUGGAGCCUUUUGAUUGUUUGUAUGAAUAUGACAAGUGGUAUGUGUGGGACCAUGUGACCCUGGCGUUCCACCUGCCAGAAGGUCAGACCCUACGAGUUGAUAGAGAAAAACUGAUGGAAAACCUCACUGCUUGUGAGGCUGUUGAUCCAUUUCUUGGGGUGAGGUGUGUCUCCAACAGCUACAACUGUACAUGUAAUUGUUGCCAUCUGCACCUCUCAGAAGCGGAAUACAUCGUGGAGCAGAAAAGAAGAGACAAGCAAUCGGACAGCAACAACAGUACCUCAUAGGCUUUUGAAAGCUACAGGAAUAUUUAUGCAUAUAUGUAACUUAAUUAUGAAACCAGAAUAACCAAACAAACUAUAAGACAUUUUUGUGAGGUUUCCGUUCUCAUUUCAUGAACUCAUUCAGAAUAUCAUCAUUUGAUGAGGAUUAAAUCCUGUCAUGUGAGGUGUUUAUAAUUGAUGCUAUUAGGUAUGUAUUACCACUAGACUGUGUUUUUCAAUGAUCUUUUGUCUAGUUUCAUAUUUGAUGUAGUUAUGUAUAGACAUGAUGAGGUUAUAACCCAUCAAUAUAUUAUAUUUUUAAAUUAAAUUAAAAUAUUUAUGCCUAUAUGUCAAAGUAAACAUUGCCUGUUCAUGUGGUGGAGCUCUUUUUCCCCACUCUCAUUAUUUAUACCCCACAUAAAUGUUUAUUGGUUAACACAUACAGUGUUUUGUAUCCUUGCUUUUACUAAGACAGGCUAAGUUUGAAAAAGUCAUUCAGUCAGCUAAAAGAGUGCCCCUCUGUUUUUGAUCCAUCGCCAGGCAGCAUCUUAACACAUCCUCAUUAUCUGGUUUCACUGAACCUCUUGUGCAGGUCCACAUGAGCAUGUUGCCACCAUAAUAAAAACAUAAAGGUAGCACCUUAACUUACAGUACUGUUUCCACUGUUGUUACCUGUGGAUACUUUCUGGUACUUACUUCAAAGAAUGAAUCACAAUUGGUAAACAUCUGCUGCUUAUUUCAAUAGAUCCAAUGGAAACAAGGUCCAUUUACCAUUUUACUAUGAAAUGUCUCAGCAAGAACCUGAUCAUUACAUUGUAAAGUGCUAUCUACAAAGAGACAGCUCACCAUGAUAAACAAGGACCUUCAAAAGACAGGUAAACAGCGAACACUAGCGGCUGUUCAGGCAACUUAUUAACCUGAUCGUCAUUAAUUUUUCAAGAAAUGAAACUAGAUUUCCUAAGUAGGAUGUGGCUAAACUCUUCGCUUACACAGACAGCCCAUUUCUGAUAUCUUUCCCACUAGCUGGUAUUUUGACCAAUCACGUCAGAUCUUUUCACAUCAGAUCUUUUUCAGAGCUGAUCUGAUUGGUCAAAAGACCAAUAAGUGAGAAAAAAAUAUCAGAAUUGGGCUGUCUGUGUAAGCGAAGAGUUUAGCCACAUCCCACAUAGGAAAUCUAGUUUCAUUUCUUGAGAAACACAGCCUUGAGAAUCAGACUCAAUACGUAUAGAUACACACAUACAAUUGGGACAUUUCAUCUAGGAGCUGCCAUACAGUGGGGAGACAUCAACAGAAGGCCACCAAUCUGAAACUUUACAAUCAGGCAAGUCUCCAAACAAAUUAAGUUAUUGUAGGUUAUGUUAAAGAAACAACGACAUUUCAUUAGACAAAAAUGUGAUUUAAUUACACAUACUUACAUAAUUUCAUGAAGUAACCACAUAUAUUUGGUGGCUAUUUGUACAUAUGUAAAUUAUAAUUAGCCUAUGUCAUGAAAGUUCAAGAAUAACAUAUUAUUGAAAUAGUCAAAAUUACCUUUAUAGUUGCACCAAUAUUCGUAUUAUAGUUCAUCCAACCUAGAAAAUGUAGUUCAGAUGAUGAAAUCAAUCUGUAAGUAAGGAGGACUUGAAAUUGUGACUUUUGUCCAAUUCAGAGAUGGAUGUUAGUAAAACUUUCCUGCCAACUUCCAGUUAAUUAGGAGAGCCACUUUUUUACAGUGAUGUUUGGAUACAAACUGUUGUUCAGAUACUUUUCUUGAAUGAUUGAUUGAACUACUGUACAGGUUAUUCACUCAUUGUGAAUUGACAAAAAGUAUAUACAUCUACCAGACCGCAGAUCUUCCAUCACUUCCAUCAAGCAGCUGUGUCCAAACUUGGAACAAAAAGGUAGAUUGUAUCACGGUAACAAUUAAAAUGUGUGUGUAAAAAUAAAUACAUAAUUUCUAGCCUACUAAAUAGGUGCGGAGAGCAGAAUUGAAUGUCUGUGUUCAACAAACAUUUGAAUUAUUAUUUUUUUAUCUUAGGGAAAUGAAGUGCCGUAAAAAUGCCAGAUUUGUAAAGGAGACAUUUUCCAGUGGAGAGCAUAAGAAUAUCACCACAAUUAAACAAGACAAUACCCUUUUAGGAAAGGCAGAAAUAGCUAGAUACCUAUCAAGACAAGACAUUCCACCAUACCCAGAAGCACCAGAGUACCAUCUGUCCAAAGUGGCCCAUGUCACUACAAAAAGAGGCCUUGACGGAAUCUUGGAAUCAGGUGGAUUUAAUGGCGGUGAGAAGAGUUUCCUGUGGUGCAAUCUUCCUGUGGAUGAUGACGAUAUCAAUGCAGCAGAACACCGUUACCUGGAGAAAAUCUUCCCUGACAGAACACCUGAGCAGAGACAGAUGCAGCAACCCUUCCUCAGCAAGUUCACCACCUCACCUGCCUUCAGGAAGGCAUCACGCUUUGGGAACUUCAGGUUUACUUUCAUUCUGUCUGAUCUCCUAAAGAUGUACAGUCAGCAGAUAUGUGGUGGAGAAGAGCCUGUCCUGAGAGUGUAUGAGACUGUAGUCUACAAACAAGAGAUCAUGUACAUAGUGCUUGUUCACUGUCCACAUGAUAAUGAGUUUGAGAAGUACCCAGUUCUUGGUGAUGGUAGUGAUGAUGCUGUCUGUGGUUACAGGAAGGGCAAUGUUGUCUGGCAUGCACAAGCCAUGUCUAAAACCCAUGCGGUUGGGUUAGCCAUAGAUGAAGUUAACCAAAUAGUAGGAACAGAUAGCGGUUGUGAUGAAUGGUACAUGUGGGACCAUGUGACCCUGGCGUUCCACCUGCCACAAGGUCAGACCCUACAAUUUGACAGGAAGAUUGUGAUCGAAAACCUCACUACUUGUGAUGCUGAUGAAAUGUUUAUUGGAGUGAAAUGUCGCUACAAAGGGCAUGAGUGUGUGCGUACAUGUCCAUGUGGAAAAUGUCUCGUACCCCUCGCCACAGCUGAGGAAAUAGUUGAGGGCAUACGAUGUGAUUACAAAACCAACUGUUGA